AUGAAAUUUUCCACCGCUUUCAGUGCUGCCCUACUGGCAUGUGCCAAAUUCGCAAUUGCCGACUCUGAAAAAUUCGGGUUCUUGGUGAUCAGAUCCGGAUCGCCUUUGCAAUACGCUUCCGUUUAUGUCCAGGACUCGAAAUUGUAUUUCGGUAGCUCUUCCCAGAGUCUUUCUGCUGUGAUCACCGACGAGGGCAAACUUAAGUUGUCAGACAACACAUUCGCCGUGGUCAGCUCGGACGGCUCUCUAAAAGAAGGCUCCGUGUCCGACGCAACUGCUGACUUCUCCAUCAUCGACGGGCACCUCGCCUACAACGGUGAAAACGGGUUUACUGCCGUCUCAUCGGGAAACUCGUACCUCGUCUCCACCGCCCAGGGUUCCGGCUCCAACGACCUCAGCGUCGCUGUGAGAGCCGCUUCUGCGUCGUCCGGAUCGGCCGUCUCGGAUUUUUCGCCUGACGGGAGCUCCUCUUCCGCUUCGGGUUCAGCAAGCUCUGCGUCCAAUUCCACUGUGACCACCACCACCGCGUCAGCUGCUUCCCAAACGGUGAUCACUAGCCAAGCUCAGGCCUCCUCUGUCUCUAGUGAACCAAAAACUACAUCCACAGUCGCCCCAGUUUCCCAAAUUUCCGACGGCCAACUCCAGGCUGUUUCUGCUACCUCUAGUGCAGCUGCCCAGUCUACGGCCUCUGCCGUAUCCCAGAUCUCCGAUGGCCAGAUCCAAAACCCUUCUUCGGUCACCAUUCAAGUGCAAUCUGGCAAUGGAGCCUCGCAAGCCGGUGUGGGUCUUGGUGCUGCAUUUGCGGCAGUGGCUGCGGCCCUUUUGUAG
Molecule: messenger RNA, 828 nt
Organism: Lachancea meyersii CBS 8951
Lineage: Eukaryota; Fungi; Ascomycota; Saccharomycetes; Saccharomycetales; Saccharomycetaceae
Source: the annotation of a GenBank genome assembly